CUAGGUUUCACUCCCCCCUCCCUCUGCUGGACGGCGUCGCCGCCGGUUUCACUCCCCACUUUGCUCUGCUCGACGGCGUCGCCGCCGGUUUCACUCCCCACUUUGCUCUGCUCGACGGCGUCGCCGCUGUUUUCUGCCGCCGUCAUGUCCGACCCCGUGGAUACCUCUAGCCCACUGAAGAAAGGACGCACCUUGUCUCGUUGCCGGUACGCGUCUCCCCACAGCGACGGCGGGAUGGCAGUCGAGAGACUCACCGACGACCUCCUCGUCGAGAUCCUCGCGCGUCUCCCGGUCAAGUCGCUCUGCCGCUUCAAGUGCGUCUCCAACCACUGGCUGGCCCUCAUCCACCACCCCGAACACCGCAAAAAGCUCCCCCAAACACCGGCCGGCUUCUUCUACGGCAGCGCCAACACCAGCGACUGGCUUCUGAAAUCCCCCGUCCGCUUCGCCGAUUUCCCGGGAAGAUGCUCCCCUCCGAUCGACACCUCCUGCGCCUUCCUGCCCAACCACCGGCGCGUCCAUCUGCUGGACUGCUGCAACGGCCUCCUCAUCUGCCGCUGGUACGUCUCAGCCCAGGGCGAUGAGUUCCAUUAUGUGGUGUGUAAUCCUGCCACGGAGAAGUGGACCGUGUUGCCGGACUCCGGCAAGCCCACCAGCGAGGUGGCCACCACACGUUUGGGCUUCGAUCCGGCCGUGUCGUCGCAUUUCUAUGUGUUUGAGUUGAUAAAUGAGCACGACCAGCUUUGGGACCCUGACAUUGUCGGGGUGGCAGUGUAUUCCUCUGAAACCGGAGGAUGGGUUUACAAGGAGAAGAAAUGGAAUGCAGACAUUAGGAUCAUUAAUCGUCAGUCUGCACCUGUCUUUCUUAACGGCUAUCUGCAUUUUGAAGCCGAUUGUGGUGGGAUAUCUCCUUGUCUAGCUGUGGUGGACACCAAGGGGGAAACAUGGAUGAACAUUGAUGUCCCUGACGCUGACGCUCUGCUUGAUGGUUUUAUUCAGCGGUCACAGGGUCGCCUGCAUUAUGCCAAUUUUCAGCAAGAUGAAGAUGGUUUUACCAUUCGACUGGUAGUUUAUGUUCUCGAGAACUAUCAAAGCAAGGAAUGGAUACUGAAGCAUAGCGUUGACACUUCGUACUUAUUUGGAGAAACAGAUUCUCAUUUCCGCCUCGACCAGGAUUUUGAAUGGAUUGCGAUUCAUCCAGAAUGCAACAUGAUAUUCUUCAAUGUUGGUUGGUUUAUCACAUUCACUUGCUAUAAUAUGGAUAGCGGGCAAGUCAAGCUGAUCUCUGGUCCUGUAGAUGGGAAGCCGCCAUAUAUGCCAUAUGUGCCGUUGUAUGCAGAGUUACAGCCGUUGCACAUUUGACAUCAAUAUGAGAUAGUUGGUGGUGUCUAUAAGAAAUGGAUCUUCGGCAAGCAUCAUCAGUUCUUCAUUGUAUGGAACAGUUGGCUUCGUAUGUCUGCUUGAAUUGGUCUCUGUGAGAGAGGUAUGCAUGCUUUUAAGUUUGGAGCGAUGGUGGUUCUUCAUGGAAUGAAUUUGGUUUAUUUCUAUGUGAUUAGGCAUCUAAAAUUAAACUGAAGUUUCUGUUA
Molecule: messenger RNA, 1586 nt
Organism: Triticum aestivum (bread wheat)
Lineage: Eukaryota; Viridiplantae; Streptophyta; Magnoliopsida; Poales; Poaceae
Product: F-box protein At5g07610
Exons: 1
Coding region: 145-1362 (405 amino acids)
Molecular function (GO): protein binding
Source: RefSeq, a predicted model, not a curated record